UCACAGGGACGCCCUUUUCUUUACAUUCGCUCUCCCUUCUCCCCCCGUCUCCUCUCCCUCUUCCUUAUGAGGGUACGAGAGGAGGAGGAGGAGGAGGAGGAAGCCCGCGAUGCAAGCACGAGUCCCCGAUCCGACCCCGUCUCCAAACCCUGACCCCAACCGCGUUCUCCCUCCCAAUGCGGCCCCCUUAGCAGCAGCGGCCGCCGGAGCUCGGCCCUCCAUGUUGCCCGGCGUCAACCCCGCACCCUGCGCCCUGCCGCGCGGCUCCCACCACCGGCGGGCCAGAUCCGAGCUCGCAUUCCGUGUUCCCGACGACCUCGACGUCCGCGGCGGCGGCGGCGGCGGCGAUCCGAUGGCGGCGGCCGGGAGCGUCGACGAGAUCGGCUCUGAGGAUGAUCUUUUCUGCACGUUCAUGGACAUUGAGAAGAUCGGGUGCAAGUUGGAGGCCAGCGCGUCCGGGUCGGAGGGCGGAGACUGCGCGGAUCCGGCGGCGGAGAGCUCCGGAUGUGGCGAGGAGAGGAAGAUCGGCGAUGCCUCCGGAGCGGCGGCUUCGAAGCCCAAGCAUCGACAUAGCAGUUCAGUGGAUGGAUCUUCAAUGACGUCGUCAGCGACGAUGAAGAGGGAGGGAGUGUUCGGAGAGGUGAUGGAAGCCAAGAAGGCCAUGACGCCUGGGCAGCUUGCGGAGCUGGCCGUCAUUGAUCCUAAGCGAGCUAAAAGAAUUCUAGCUAAUCGACAGUCUGCAGCUCGCUCCAAAGAAAGAAAGGCCCGUUAUAUAUCAGAACUCGAGAGGAAAGUUCAGACCCUCCAAACUGAAGCGACAACUCUCUCUGCGCAGCUCACCCUAUAUCAGAGAGACACAACUGGACUUUCUGCAGAGAAUGCUGAGCUUAAGCUACGGCUGCAAGCUAUGGAACAACAAGCUCAAUUACGUGAUGCACUGAACGAGGCACUAAAGCAGGAAGUCCAAAGACUGAAGCUUGCGACUGGUGAAAUAUCAAAACCUGAUGAAACAUACGACGUCGGUCUGCAAAACAUGCAUUACAGCCCAUCAUUCUUCACACUUCCCCAACAGCCGGCGGUGCACCACCAAGCUAUCCAGCUGCAGCACCAGUUCCAGCAGCCACAAUCUGGCAUCUCGGCUCACCAAAUGCUCAUUCACCCUAAUAACCUUCCCGACGUGUUCCAGCAAGAUCCCCUCGGGAGGCUUCAGGGAUUGGACAUCAACAAAGGUUCUCAUGUUGUGAAGUCAGAGAGUUCCUCGGUAUCCGUCAGUGAAAGCAGCAGCAACUUCUAACAAGGUCAGCCGCCCAACGAGCACCACAUUUAGUACAUCCACUAGCUUGACAUCCUCCUGCUGCAUCCAUGUCAUUCUAUAUAUUUAUUCCAGUCAUUCUACUAAUCUGAACUUGUUCACUAAAGAUCCCAGGAGUGUAAUAUUUUCUCUUCUUUGGUCUGUCUGUCAAGCUUCAAGAUUUGGGUGCAUUAUGUGUUGGAUUUUCACAAUGUGUAAUAUUGAUUUGUUUUCUGUGUUGUAAUGGAAUUGGGAGGGUCUCACACUUAUGGCACAAACAAAUUAUCUAUCUUAGCCUCAUUAUUUAUUGUGUU
Musa acuminata subsp. malaccensis (wild Malaysian banana) is the source of this 1605-nucleotide messenger RNA. RefSeq names its product transcription factor RF2b. Lineage: Eukaryota; Viridiplantae; Streptophyta; Magnoliopsida; Zingiberales; Musaceae. Gene Ontology annotation, molecular function: DNA-binding transcription factor activity. Gene Ontology annotation, biological process: regulation of DNA-templated transcription. Gene Ontology annotation, cellular component: nucleus. The record is from RefSeq and is a predicted model, not a curated record.